Messenger RNA from Cotesia congregata, 3882 nucleotides. The record is from the annotation of a GenBank genome assembly. NCBI's taxonomy places the organism in Eukaryota, Metazoa, Arthropoda, Insecta, Hymenoptera, Braconidae.
AUGUCAGUGGAGGCGUCAAUAGUAGAGCGGCUCCAGGAAUUACGUAAGUGGCAACUAGACCAGCAAGACCGUUUACUAAAACAGCAGCAAGAACAGCGCGACUUAUUAAACAUCGAGCAAAAACGUAUGUAUGAAGCUUUGGGUUUAUCUAUUGACGACAUAAAUGAUAAUUUAACGGACGAGAUGUCUCUGACAAAAAUUCAGGAACAUUUAGAGUCUCUCCCAAGCACUGGUGACAAAUCAGACGCUUUUGACGAGUCUUCUCAAUAUAAAUCCUUUCAAAUUACCGAAAUAAAACAACCGGGUGUUAUAAAUUCAACCCAAUCAUCUUCAUCUUCUGACGAAUUUUCUGAAAAAGAAAAAGAAAUUGAAGAAGAUAAUUUUAAUUUAUCAGUAGAAGGUGUUAAACCUUUUCCAAAAAGAUUUUCCACUGGAAGCAUGCGUAUUGAUGAUAUACCAGUGCCUUCUCCUAAAAAGGACUUUAAAACUUUGUUAGAAGAAAAAUUAAAAGAUUCUGAAGCACUGGGAGAGAAUUCCGGGUCAAAAACUCCGAAAGUUAUUAAAAAACAGCCUUUUUUACGCAAAGGCGAAGGAUUAGCGCGCUUUAGAUUGAAUAAAACUCCAAAUAUAGAAAAAGUUCCUAGAACUCGUGCUAAAUCUCUCCCUCCUAUUGUAAAAAAUACUUACUGUAAAUCAUCUGCUGUUAAUAGAGUAACUAAUCAAAAGCCGAAAGAAAAAAUCACUAAGAUUAAUAAAAAUAGCGGAAUUUCACGGCGUAGUUAUCCGCUUCCUAAAGUCGCGCAGCAGAAACUUAAUUUAAAAAAUGUUCCGUUGCCAAAAAAUAUUAUUCGAAGAUCAAUUUCACCUUUGACAAAAAAAUCUUCAGUUUUUCCUCCUAAAAAUACAACAAAAUCUGUUGCGGUUGCACAAAAAAUUAGCGAUGUAAAAAUACCUGCUGCUGAUGAAUCGGAUCUUGAUUCUUCAAAAUUAGAAACGAAAAUGUUUGAAUUUUUGGAAGAAAAAGCCGAAAAUUCAAGCUUCUGUUCAACAUCUAGUGCAGUUGUUGCUUUUUUACAACAAUCUACUCCGCUUAAAUUGAAAAGUAUUAGGAAGAAUUUAGUUAUGAGAAAACAAGAGUCGCAAGAAAAAAAAAGUAGAGUUAUUGAUGAUGAAAUUGAAGAAUUGGUACAUUCAUUAAAAUCUAACAAGCUUGAAAAAUUAGCUAGUGAUAAAUCUAAGAAAAAUUUUGGGCAGUUUAGUAAUGAAGGUUCUAUUGAUAAUAAUAUUUCUAGUACUCCUAAAUUAUCUAAGAAUAAUUUUACAGAAAGAAAGUUUCUUGGUCAGAAAUUAGAGGGUAAUUAUGGAGGUGAAGAAAAAAUAGAAGAAAUAGGGAUAGAAAGUGAUAGCGAGUCGGAAAAAAAUUAUGAAGAUAGUCAAAGGUUCAAACUUGAGGAUAAAAAUUUGAGGGAUCAAAUUAAUGAUGGAGUUAAUGAUGAUGGAAGUAUGCAUGUUAGAUUUUCUGAAUAUAAUGAAUAUAAAAUGAUUGGGUUAACUGAUACCUCAACAAUUUCAAGGGAUUCUUUUAUUGAUGAUAAAAAUUGGACUGAUGAUUCUAGUGUUGAAUCUUCAGAGGUUGAAAUUUUGACUUCAAGAAAUUUUAACGAAAUUCAGAAGCAUAAUUUGGGGAGUGAAAGAGAUGAUAGAGAUAAAAAUAGAGUUUAUGAGAGUACUGAUGAUGAGGAAUCAAUGUUUAAUGAAACAGAAAGCACUGUUGAUGAAAAAGAUGAUACUAUUACGGAAAUAAAAAAUUCUGUAGAUAAUUUGAGGACUUGGAAUGCAAAAAAUGAAGAAUUUGAUCAUUUAGGUGAAAAUAAUGAAGAAUUUGAUAGUUUAGGUGAAAAAAAUGAAGGUUUUGGUAAUUUAGUUUCAAAAAAUGAAGACUAUAAUAAUUUAGAAGAGAAAAAGGAGCUAGUUUUAAAGUCAGAGCUUUUAAAAAAUAGAUUAUUAGAGUUAGAAAGAGAGAUUGAAAUUUUUAGGAAAGAAAAUGCGGCUUUGUCGGAAAAGCGUCAAAAAUUGGACCAAGAGCGACGUGAUUGGGAGAAAGAGUUGAAGGAGAAGGAGGAUAAUUUAAGGAGAGAGCAAUCGGAGGCUGAGAAUAAUAUUCAGGAGGAAAAAAGACGGAUGAUUCGUGAGAAAGCUGCUCUUGAAAAUAGGCUUAGAGAUGCGAGGGAAAAAAGUAUUCAGGCGAAGCAAGAUAGGCAGGAAAUUGAACGGCUCAAAGAUCAGCUUGCGGAGCUUAGGGAUGAUUUUAGUGAAAAGGAGAAUCUUUGGUUAACUGAACAGGCUAGACAACGAAGUCAAAUUAGGGUUUUGCAGAUGGAGAAUGGAAAAUUGAAGCAGGAAAUUUCUAAGUUUCAAGAAAGCCGGCAGAGUAGAUUGAAGAAACCUUCUUCUGGUGUGUUGCAAGCUAAAAAUUCUAAUAAAAUGGAGGUGAAGAAAAUUACUUUUGAUGAUCAGGUGGAGAAUAAUUUGCGGGAAAAAGAUCAAGAACUGGAGCGUGUUAAAUAUUCACCGGAUAGAAUUUCAAGUUCUAAUUCUAAUAGAAAUUUAAUUAAACCACCUGCUGAUGUUUUGAAGAAACGUGAGCUUUAUAAAAAUUUAAUUAAAGAAGCUGCGGGGGAAUAUUAUGAGGAAGAUAUUGAAAAUAUUCCUGAGAAUAUUGUUAAAAGUCCGGAUAAAAUUUUAAGCUCUAAUUCUGAUGGAAAUUUAAUUCAUCAAUUAUCUGCUGAAGAUGUUUUGAAGAAACGUGAGGCUUAUAAAAAUUUAAUUAAAGGGGAAUAUUAUGAAGAUAUAGAAAAUAUACCUGAAAAUAUUGUUAAAAAUCCGGAAAAGCCAAAAAUAUUGACGCCAACUUACAGAAAAAAUAAAACAGUUCAAGAUAAUUUUUUGAAUAAUUCUAAUAAUUUUUCUACACAGUCUACACAAACAAGUUUAGAGUUGAAAAGUACUGUUGAAAAAAAUGAUAUUAAUAAACGAAUUCCGAGAUUGAUUAGUGAAGAUUUGCAACUUCCUCAUGGAUCUUAUCAGCAGUUUGUUCGUGAAGUGAUAAAUCCAGUAACAACUCAGUAUUCUGAAGGUAAUGAUGGUCAGGACUCUAGACAAGUUCAACAGGAAAGUCCCUUGAGAGUUCCAGUUAGUUAUUUAAAGGAAGCUAGAAGAAGUCCGGAAGUUAAUGGACUUCUUCAGGGAAAACAAACGCCUAAUUAUGUCGCAGACAGACGGAUUGAUCAGACGAAGUUUGUUGAUGGCAAUGAAUCGGAUAUUUCUCCGAGGGUGGAGAAAAUUCCGCUACCUAGACCAACGGAUAGUGUGAUGCCCUGUCCGAGUUCGUUUCAAAUUAGUUGUGUGUCUAAUUUGACGGGUCAGGAGAAAAUUUUUGUGCCUAAGCAAAAUGUCAGGGAAGUUCUGCAUCCAGAUGGACGUUUGGAGUACUGGUAUCCUAAUGGAAAUGUUAAGAAGGUUUUUCCGGAUAGUAAUACCUCGAAGAUGAUCUAUUAUAAUGGAGAUGUACGGGAAACUCUUCCGGAUGUCUCGUUUCCGGAUGGUUCAAUUCGGCUGGUGCAACCGGAUGGUAUUACCAAAUGGGCAUUACCUGAUGGCACUAUUGCCGAAACAUUUCCAAAUGGCGAUAAAAUACUUUCACUCCCGAAUGGACAACGUGAAAUACACACUGCUGAUCACAAGCGACGUGAAUAUCCAGAUGGAACGGUUAAAUUUGUUUAUAAUGAUGGAACGCAAGAAACGCGAUAUGCCAAUGGACGAAUUCGUAUUAAAGAUAGGGAUGGACAACUUUUAUUUGAUUCCCAUCAUCCUGAGAAUUAA